Pollicipes pollicipes is the source of this 1179-nucleotide messenger RNA. RefSeq lists its product as uncharacterized. Gene Ontology annotation, biological process: mitotic sister chromatid segregation. Gene Ontology annotation, cellular component: condensin complex; nucleus. Lineage: Eukaryota; Metazoa; Arthropoda; Thecostraca; Pollicipedomorpha; Pollicipedidae. The record is from RefSeq and is a predicted model, not a curated record. The transcript is spliced from 10 exons. The coding region runs from base 91 to 1179 and encodes 362 amino acids.
UCUGCCUGAUCCAGGAGAGCCGGCCGGCCAGCCGUCGGUUCUACCAGCAUUCAGGACAAGGAGCUGUCGGUGGAUGACGCCGUUCGGCUGAUGAUCGUCAUCCGCCAAGCGUUGACCAUCCACGCCCGGCGGGCGCUGCAGCGGCGCGCGUCCGUCCGGCCCCAGCGCGGCGCCUCGGCCAGCGACAAGGAGAACAGCACUGCCGGCGGCCGGCCCGGCAAACGACGUCUGCACAACGUCGACGAGCGGUCCGUGCUGUCCGACGCAAGCCAGGAGAGCGGCUCGUCGGACGACUCCGGCCUGGAGGCUCGCUCCUCACCGGCCGCCGCCGAGCCGGCCUCGCCGCUCGACAAGGAGGAGGUGGUGCUGGGGCUGGUGGACGUGGUGGCUGUGCUGUGGACCAGCCGGCUGGCCGAGCUGUCGCAGCAGGUAGAGCUGCUGGAGCGGCUGCAGCAGGCCUGGUCGCGCGUCCUGCCGCUCCUCUUCAGCCAGCACAAGGACUCGCCGGCCGGCGCCUCGCUGCUGUACGUGGCCUCGCUGCUGCCGCACGCGGCCAUGGCGCCGCUCUCCUCGCACUGUCUGUCGGCGCUGCGCCAGCUGCCCGACGACGCGCCGGCCGACCGCUGCGCCCAGCUGCUCGACCCGCUGGUCAACUGGGGCCGCGGCGAUGACGUCAUCGAGCUGUGCGACGAGUGCCUUCGGGCCGCCUUUGACGGCGAGCGCAGCUUCGUCGCCUCGCAGAAGAACCUGCGCCGCUCGGCGGCGGGCGCUCUGCUGGAGGAGCGGCUCGGCUCGUCACAGGCCGACUCGGACCGCGACGAGCUGGCCGCCGAGAUGCUACGCACGCUGCUAGUGCUGGCGCUGGCGCUGGCCGCUGCCGAGCGGCCCGACCCCGGGCUCCGCACCGUCCAGAACCUGCUCCAGUGGGGACACAGGGUGGCCUCUGAGCCGGCCCGUUGGCCCAAUACGGCGCUGCUGGCGCGCGUCUCGUGCCUGCUGACGGACGCGGCGCUCAACUCGUCGCUGACGGGCUGUCUGGCGCUGCCGCUGGCGGAGGCGACAGUCCACUGGCUCCUGCUGGGGCUCUCCGGAUCGGACGCCGACCUGGACGUGUGCGUGGCCUCGCUAUUCCACGCGGCCGACCUGCUGGAGGCGACCACGGUAGCGUCCGUCACGUGA